Prosopis cineraria is the source of this 1833-nucleotide messenger RNA. RefSeq lists its product as uncharacterized. NCBI's taxonomy places the organism in Eukaryota, Viridiplantae, Streptophyta, Magnoliopsida, Fabales, Fabaceae. The transcript has 5 exons. Bases 206 to 1417 code for a protein of 403 amino acids. The record is from RefSeq and is a predicted model, not a curated record.
CCCCCCCUCUCUCUCUCUCUCACCGUCUUGUGCUUUUUGAUUUGGCUGGGACCCAUACGCUCUGCAAAUCCAGGUGUAUGCCCGGCUGUGAACUUUCUCUACUAUUAAAUCUUCACGAAGCAGCAAAAGCCUUCAGUUCAAAUUCCAAAUCUCUCACUCCGAUUUUUUCUGCCGCUGCUUCUUUCCCUUCUCUCUCCCCGCGAGAAUGGCCGAGAAUUUGGAUGACGGUGAGUUCUGGCUGCCUCCUCAGUUCCUUGACGACGACGGUAUCCUCGAGGACACCGAUGGCACUCUCGAGAUCAGCUCCAGUGGCCUUCUUCAUACUGUUUCUCCGGAGCAUCUCCUGUUCCCUUCCGAGUUUCCUUAUGAUUUUGAAUCCUGUGCCGUUCCUUCGGAUCUCAGUUCUCCUGUUGAGUCCGUGGUUGGUUCCAGUGAAACAGAGAGUGACGAGGAGGAGCACUUGCCGGACUUAACCCGCCGGACGGCUCGCAUCACCCUUGAAGUUGAUUGUUCUUCUUACAAACCCAAGGAAAUAUUCACCUCUGGUUCGCCGCAAUCCACCCUCUGCGCUUUUGGAAGCGGAUGCGGAUGCCGGAAAGGUUCGAGCAACGGUAGCCCUAACACUGCUGGUAAGGUGUCCUCUCGGACGGCGACAUGGGAUCUCCUGCACGCGGCCGCUGGGGAAGUUGAGAAAAUGAAGCUGGGCGAGGAAGCGUAUGGCUUCAAUCAUAAACAGCGCCCGUUAGUUAACUAUCUGUUGAAUCUGCCUGCCAGUAACUGCAAUCCUCCUGACUUUAAGCUGUUAACCCAUCGCCCGCUUUCUCACCAGCAAUUCCAGUUACUUCGGUUUCAGAUGCUGAGGGAGCUAGAGAUGGCGAAGCUCCAGAAUUCCUCUUUUGGUCUCUGCCAACAGAGGCGAAGUAACCUAAUAGCCCCAGUCAGUGGAAGGAAUAGUGAAAUUUCUGGGCCCAGAAGUACUUGCCAUGUGAGUUUUCCGUCACCUGCAUGGCGGCCUCAACAGGCGAAGUUCCAGGCUCAGACUCAGCACUUUGGGUCCGGAAUGAGAGCUGUUUUCCUCGAGAACCCUUCUGGUAAAAAAAGGGAGUGUGCCGGAACAGGGGUUUUCUUGCCUCGUCGUGUUGAUAAUCCAUCUGAACCAAAAAGAAAGCUAGCAUGUUCAACAGUGCUGGUUCCUGAUAGAGUGGCGCAGGCCCUAAACCUAAAGGUUGACAACAUGGUGAGCGGCCAGCCUCAACGUCAAGAACCAUCUCGAUUUAAUGUGGCGCCUAAUAUGGACAGUGAAGCCGCUUUUCCUAAGCUUCAGAGGAGUCAGGGACUUGCCCACCAGAAACGCAGCUUGCGGCUGCAGCCUCCGGUGAACCAUAACCUGCGGCUACCGACAGAGUGGACCUACUGAUUGUCCAAAUGCGUGUUGGAUGCUUGGGAUUUUUGUCUUCGGAGCUACUGUAGGAAUAGGUUAGGAAUUCGAUUCUGGGAAAUGGUAAAGUUAGUUUUUCCGUAGUUUUCGAAAGGAAUAGUAUUUUACAAGUUGAAACAGGUUUUUGUUUGGUGUGAACGAAAAAGGAGAUGAAAGUGAUAUGUGUGAUGUAGGAGGGAUGGGAAAUGAUAGAAUUAUGUAGAAAAUAACGUUUGAGGCAGAAUGAAGAACUGCAAAUACAGCAACAGUAGGAGCAGGGGAAAUAAAUGAGGUUGGCCGAGGUUGCAGGGCAGAAAAUGAAAUAUAAGUGAAGUCUGAUUCCAAUCUUUGUUUGUUCACCCGACAUUGCUGUUUAAUAAUAAUAGAAGGAAUAGUGUCCAUGUCUUCUCUGGCUC